UCUCCGGCCCCGCCCCCACCGCACCGCCAGGACCGUUUCUUCGGUAACUUGUUCCGCCCGGACUCAGCGUCGCCGUCACUUCCUGUCCGUUGGAGUCUGAGGUGAGGGGUUGUUGUGGAUGGGAACAUUACAUUACCUGGGAGGAUUCGGAGCAUCCAGGUCAGCUGUUAUGAGUGAGAUGCUGCAACAAGGAUCCUGCCUUGCACCAGCCGACUGUACAAAGUGGUCCAAUUCAGAAAGAGAAAGUCAUCCAAGACAACUGAACAGACAGCUGAGGAUCAUGAGUUGUCGAAUGCUCUCGAGUUUCCUGAGAUAUGCUGCUGGAUCAGUUUUUCAUCACUAUGCCUGUUGCUGGGGCCAAUGGACAUGUGCUGUCAGGAGUAAAGCCUUGCAGAAAAACCUGAGUACAACAACACCCUUAUUCAUAAAAACAGAACAAGUUUUCACCAGAGCUGGAAAUUUUGCAGACAGACUUGCAAUUGUAGAUGAUAAUGGUCAUUACACAUACAGAGACCUGUACCAAUACAGCCUGGGCCUUUCGAGGAAGAUUCAAAGUGCUUUGGGAUGUUUUGAUGGCGACAUCAAGGAGCAAAGAAUUUCAAUCCUGUGUCCGAAUGAUGUGUCGUACGUCGUUGCCCAGUGGGCCUCUUGGAUGAGUGGCGGGGUGGUAGUGCCCCUGUGUAGAAAUCAUCCGGUACCAGAGCUCGAAUAUGUUGUUCAAGAUUCUCAGAGCUCAUUAAUCAUUGUGGAGAAGAAUUAUGUAGAACUGGUGACACCAGUCGCUGACAGACUUGGUGUGAAAUGCCUUUUGAUACGAGGUUACAAUCUGUCCCAAGAAUCUUCUCCUGAUACUGAACAACUGGAGAGAGAAGCUGCUGCUCCUGUGCCAGAUGCCAGUUAUGUUGUCACAGACUGGAGGGACAGAGGAGCCAUGAUACUGUACACAAGUGGGACAACAGGGCGUCCCAAAGGAGUCCUCACCACCCAUGGCAUACUGUGCAGUCAGGUGACCAGCCUGGUGAAACAAUGGGAAUGGAGCAGGGAUGAUGUGAUUCUCCACGUUCUACCACUACAUCACCUCCACGGAGUUCUCAAUAAACUGCUGUGCCCCCUCUGGGUGGGGGCUACCUGCGUGAUGCACCCAGAAUUCAAUGCCAAACGGGUUUGGGAUUACCUGCUGAAAACUGAUUGUGCAGAAGUUCCCCGGAUCAACAUGUUCAUGGCAGUGCCUACUAUAUAUGCCAAACUCAUUGAGUAUCAUAACAAGCACUUCACACAGAACCAUGUAAAGGAUUUUAUAUACAGUAUGUGCCAGAGCAAAAUCAGAUUAAUGGUUUCAGGAUCCGCUGCUCUUCCUAAACCAAUCCUGGAGAAAUGGAAACAAAUCACUGGUCACGUAUUGUUGGAGCGAUAUGGGAUGACCGAGAUAGGAAUGGCUCUGUCUAACCCAGUGCGUGGGGUCCGUAUUCCUGGGGCUGUUGGGACCCCACUGCCUGGAGUGGAGGUGCGCAUUGCAAUGGAAAACUCCACAAGGAACCAAUCUUCCUACACUGUCAUUGCUGAGGGGAACAGUAGAGAGACUAAGGUGAGACCUGGAAUGCAAGGCAAAGAAGGAGAGCUGCUGAUUAAAGGACAUUCAGUAUUUCGAGAAUAUUGGAACAGAACAAAAGAAACAGAGGAAUCAUUUACAUCGGAUGGCUGGUUCAAGACAGGGGACACGGUGUGUUACAGGGAUGGUGUUUACUGGAUUCUGGGCCGCAGUUCUGUUGACAUCAUUAAAAGCGGAGGAUACAAGAUCAGUGCGCUGGAUGUCGAGCGCCACCUUCUGGGACACCCUGAUAUUGCAGAUGUUGCAGUUAUUGGCGCCCCUGAUAUGACCUGGGGUCAGAAGGUGGUAGCAGUUGUCCAGUUGCAGGAAGGAUGUUCAUUGUCCCAGAAGGAGCUGAAGGAAUGGGCCAGGGAACAUUUGGCCACGUACAGUCUUCCCUCUGAGCUGAUCCUCGUGGAAGGGAUACCUCGCAACCACAUGGGAAAAGUGAACAAGAAAGAUCUGCUCAAAUGCUUCUAUCCCACACCCAGCAAGUAGAAGGCCACUCUCCUCCAUGUCUCAGUUACUGUUGCCUUGCUGAAGAUCCAAAAUAUACUCAGAUUCCAUCUUAGUCUGAGCCUUUCCAAUCAUCAUCGACAGGGAACAGAUAGCACUUACAUCAAUGGUUGGAGGAUAGUAAAUUGGAGACAAGAUGAUUUGUGCCCUCCUUUAUUAGUGGCGAAUAUGUUUCCAGUUCCAUGUUGUGGUACACAGUGUAGCCACUUUAUCUACUGGUCACUUAUUUACUCUUCAGUUCCAAAUCUGACUGUAGCCUAACUACCAGGACUCGACUAAGACAUUUGACAGUAAAAUAGAUAUUAGAAUCACUAGCAAUUGCAGUGAUCUCUCUGCAGUCUGUGUCCAUUUUCUUGAUGUGCUCAUUAUUUAUAUGUACAGUUUCCAUUCAUUUUUUCAAGCUCUCAAUGUUAAACAAUUUUAAUUCUCCAUUUCCUUCAAUGCAAGACUCAAGGUUUCCUGUGUCACUGUUUUUGUUUGAAGUAAAUUCAGACACAACUUUGGGAAAAAUAGGUUGUGCCUUA
This is a messenger RNA of Carcharodon carcharias (great white shark), 2628 nucleotides long. It is a transcript of the gene acsf3, whose product is annotated as acyl-CoA synthetase family member 3. The record is from RefSeq and is a predicted model, not a curated record. Lineage: Eukaryota; Metazoa; Chordata; Chondrichthyes; Lamniformes; Lamnidae. Gene Ontology annotation, molecular function: medium-chain fatty acid-CoA ligase activity. Gene Ontology annotation, biological process: fatty acid metabolic process. The coding region runs from base 119 to 2086 and encodes 655 amino acids. The transcript is spliced from 11 exons.